Erythranthe guttata (spotted monkey flower) is the source of this 1064-nucleotide messenger RNA. RefSeq names its product glutaredoxin-C9. The record is from RefSeq and is a predicted model, not a curated record. Lineage: Eukaryota; Viridiplantae; Streptophyta; Magnoliopsida; Lamiales; Phrymaceae.
UUUUUUAUUUUAAAUUCAAAAUUGCAAAGAGUGGUAUAUAAAUUGCUGAAAAGACUAUCAGAAUAUUGUAAUUAACCAAAGAGUUCCGUCGUGGUGGAUUUACAGUUAGAGAUAUUUCAAGUCAUUAAUUUCCUUGUAAUUUAUCUUAAAAAAUAAUAAUAAUACAAAAAAAAAAGGUGAUUUAAUUCCUUUUAGACUUAUCCGUAAAAGGACGAUAAAUCGAAUGCAGAAAGCAUGAGAAAUCUGGCCGCCAGACAUUUUGCCUGCUACCAGUACACCUACGCCCCUCUCUCUCUCUCUCUCUCUCUCUCAUAUCGGUGAUGCUUAUAUAUAUAUGCAAUGUAAACCCUAGUUAGUUAUCGUAUGGUUUUUCAUGAGACUCUUCUUUCCUCUAACUAUUUAAUUUAAUUCCCCUCCCUAAAUUAAUUCGGCAAUUUUCAUUUCUCUCAGUGCAAGUUAAAUUAGACGAAGAAUUGUACAAAAUGCAGGUGGCGAAGGACUUACCGGUGGUAGCUGUCAGGGUGGACGGCGGCGGAGGAGAGACGCCGGCGAUGAAUAUGCAGGCGGCGUACGAGAAGGUGAGCGUUCUGGUCUCCGGCAACGCGGUGGUCGUGUUCACUAUAAGCGGCUGCUGCAUGUGCCACGUGGUGAAGCAGCUCCUCUUCGGUCUGGGCGUAGGCCCCACCGUCGUGGAGCUCGACCGCUGCGCCUCCGGCAGCGAUAUCCACGCACUCCUCGUCCGAUUGUCCGGCGGCGGAGGCAAGCCGCGGCAGCAGGUGGUGCCGGCGGUGUUCGUCGGAGGAAAGUUUUUGGGCGGCAUCGAAACAGUUAUGGCCUGCCACAUCAACGGCACUCUCGUCCCUCUGCUCAAAGACGCCGGAGCACUCUGGCUUUAAUUUUACGCUUAUUAAUAAUUAUUACAUAUUUAAUUUUCCAAAUAAUAUUAUUAAAUUAUUAACCCUAACUUUAGUUUUAAUUAUGUAUAUUGUGGGACUGAAUCUAUGAUUCUGUUCUCCAUUGUUAUGACAUCAGCUUAUAUUAAUUAAUAUAAUUAUGGUUUUGUG